GAGCCGGGCCGGGAGGGAGGCAGGAGGGCGUCGGGCGACUCGGGGCUGCCCCCGGAGCGGCUCACCCGCGGCGGCAGCGCUGGCGACGAGGAGACAGAAGGCGAACCGUCGUCUCAAAUUGUGCUCCAUCAGCUGUUCCUACCCUCCCUAGACUGCCCAAAAAUACAAAGCAUGAGAGGACCUGGCAGUGAUUUAAGGUUUGUUUGCAUCCUGCUGCAAAGCCGUUGGGGGUAGCAGGGCUUACCACAGCCUAUUAAACCAGCGGAAAGUGGAAGCAGACCUGUGAUCUCUCCCAUCUUCCUGAAAGCUAGAAGCAUCAAAAACCUUCUAAAAAGUUGCCCAAGCGAGUAUACAUCUUUGAAUCCAACCAAAACUUAUGGAUCAGGUACAGUAAUUGAAUCUGUAGUUUUAGUGAUAAGCUGCAAUGUCUGUGAAGUCAAAUUUCUGAUUUAGACUUUAUCAAAAGAGUAAACUAGCAAUCUAGAUCUCUUCAAAACCCAAGCGCAGAGUCUUAUUAGUUUUAGCAAUUAGCUCAUUCUCCCCACGGAGAUAUCACUAGAAGGACUUCAUAUCACAAACACCACACAAAGAAUAACAUCAAGCAAAUAACAGCAUGUGCUCAGUACGAGAAAAGACAACUAUUUAUUUAGCACAGCGAGUUCAGUCAUUUAAGCCUUCGGCUUCUCGACAGCUUUGAGUUCAGUCUCGCUUCGAUGCUGAGAGAGGAGAAUUUGCUCUUCUCAGCCUACUUCUCACUGGACAUUUUUACUCAGAACGAAACUACCGCACAGCCUGGCACGUUAAGGCAGAACGGGAGGUGUUUGCUGAGAGGAGGUCACUUACAAGUGCGUGGUCCCAGCAGCAUGCCUGGGAGCUCGUGUGGCAUCUACGCUUCAUCUGCCUGACCCAAGCCAACGCUAGACCCACACUUUGACAAGUGCUACACAGUCCAUACAGUUCAAUAUAGUCUAAAAGUGCCUUAAUUUCAAGCGAGUAGCCCACAUGACUAUCCAGGGAGAAGAACAGCAGUUUUACGCUUAUAGCAUAAUGUGCACGUGAUACAUUCAGCAGUUCACUAGCCAUACAUUCUUUGCACUGAGCAGAAACCAGGGCCAAAUAAAGAAAUGUGGGUGCUGCGUGAUGUGAUGCAUGGCACAAAAAAGACAUCAUGAACGCUUUGUGAGAAUGCAGGGGAACAAACAAAGUGUCACCUCCAGGUUUUGUUUUGGUUUUCCCUACAAGGAAUGUGACUUUACUCAGACUGCGGUAGUAUAGAUAUGUAAAUAUACAGACAUACACAGAAUAUUCUUCAAGGCAGGGUGGUGGUACAGGCACACUCACAUGCACACAUAAACAGAGGUGUUUCUCAAACCAAACCAAAGAGGUGGGCUCCAGAUGAUAGAUCUGGACAACAGACAGUGUUAAGUUACGGCAGUAAGCAGAAGAUCCCUUAUGGACAGGACAAAUUACAGUCCCUGCCUGGGGAGGGCUGCAUGUGGUUAUGUACCCAGAGCAUAAGCUGCUGUCCCAGCACUGCCUCUGUGGGGUGUUUCCGGAUGGGGUUACUGGCCUUACACCCACAUACCCUAAGGGCAAGGAGGGGUCGGAUGCAGACAGAAAUGGUUAAGGCCCAUGUUGGCUGAGAAUUGUUUUUCCCUCUUCUGUUGCCAAACAUUAAGCAAAGAAAAGGAAAACACUUCAGAAAUAAAAUAAUAAUAAGAUUCUCAAAUGAGGCAGGCUUUUUUUUCCUCCCCCUGCAUCUAUCUAUGCUGAUCAGUGCAGACUAGAUAAAUGCUGCAUCUGUAGCAUCACACACUGCUAAAAAUAUCCCAUGCCACGAGAAGACAGGACAGGUGGAAGCAUCUCUUAAAGGCAGGAGUUGAAAAUAGAGGCAUUGGUCUGAAAAUCACCAACCCUGCUUUGGUAAAACAUGAAUCAGAACAGGGGUGGCCAUCUUCCCUUCCUCGUAAGCAGCACAAUAAGAGUCCCUACAGCCAAAAGCUUUGUGCCUGAAAGGAAGCAGAGCCCAGCAAUAUCCAUCCCUGUAUCCAAACACCAUUGGUUUGGGUAUGUUACUCUGUACCUGGUGGGCGGUAACACAGAUGAGGUUCCUGGCUGGACUGAGUUGCCUUUUGCUUCUGGCUCAUGCAUGAGGACAUGCCAAGGGCACUGCCAAAGUCUGGGUGCUCUGCAUCACCCCAGGCUUUUGGAUGAGGUGCAGGCAGGGAGGUGAAGCAGCCCCAUUGCAUCCUCUUGCAAAGCCCUGCUGCAGUUGCAGCAGGUUCUGUGCUAGGACUGCUUCUGAGUUACUUUGUGCCUCACAUCCCUACUUUCCCAAUUCAUAUUCCUCUGCUGUUGUUUACCCUCACUUCACCCCCCCCAAAAAUGAAUGACUGAACUGCACAGCAGGAUGAGGGGAAAUCCAUUCUGUGGAGGCACCCAGCCAUGGGCCCUUCUGUUCAACUCCAAAAAAUUCUCCAGGCUGUGACACACUGCUACUUGAAGACAUACCCACAAUACAGGGAAGGAGUGCUUUGGACCACCAGGAUUUCUCCUGGGCUGUUAGCACCCUUUCCAAAACCACUGUGAACUCAACAUAUACAUCUCCUUUCUCUGUACUGGUGAAGGUAGAGGUAGACAUUAAACUCAUGCUGCAAGCAGCCUGUCGUUCAUCAGAAGACAGCAUCUGAUACUCCCAGAGGUUGUGUGCCCUUGAGAAUAUUUUAUGAGCCUUGGGGAAAAGAGGGCAACCAUAGGAAAGGCCAUGCUGUGUUGAAAAGGCUUUUUGUCUGGGGAAGCUUUAUGCAUUCAGCCAAACAAAUUUGGAGGUAAAUGAAGAAGAAAUGAGCCAAGAGAAUUACCAGAUUGGGUUAUACACAUCUGCCAUCCUAUCUAGUAAUUUUUCAAGAAGCUGGUUCUGCAAAGACAGCACCCAAGGAACAUAUGCCUUUCUCUGCCCUAGUACACACUGAAUGUGUACAUCUAGGCUCCAAGACGCAUCACAUUGGCUCUUCAAUUGAUUUCUACUGAACUCACCCCACCAUCUCAUGGCCUUUUUCUAAGCAUCACUCCAAAACCCCAUUGGUUGCAACUUCUGUUGAGCUCCAGGGAGCCUGCGGUUGUGACCUCAUCUAAUCUCUGACAUCAUCUGAGCUCUGACCCAAGUUAAAAAGACAGUGCAAGAUAAAAUGACCCACUUCUUGGUUGUCAGGGUAAGGGCAUCUGCCAAGGCACUGAAUCCUCUCAUUGCCUGCCUUCCUUUUCCUUCUUAGAAGGUCUGGCUUUAGACCUGAGGUACUCACCAGUGAAACCAGGCUGCUCCCCAGUGCUGGGAAUUUGUUUCCAUUUCCAAGAUGUGGAGGAGUCACAAAUCCCUGCUACUGCCACAGGCGAGGAAUCACUCUAGGACAGAUGGAUCUUUCCAGUGACCUUGAUCAGGGUUUCCCUGGCAUGAUGCAGGAGAGCGCAGGAGGGAGCCAAGUGCCAGCACAGCACGCAGCGCUUCAGCUCAAGAUGCAGCAAGGUGAAAGCAGCUCCUUCAAGGUCAGAGGGAGACCUUGUCUCUUGUAUGGACCUUGGGCAUUUGCCAUAGGCUUCGUGCAAUAACUACAAUAAAUAAUGUCACAACAGCCUAACUCUUGAGUCAUCAUAUUUACUUAUAAGCAUUUUACCCCUUCAGUAUAUUACGGUUAUCAUAAUUCAGCAUCUCUGCUGCUGGUCCACCUGCUUCUCUGCAACUUGUUGUCUGCCGAGACUGGUCCUGUACUUGAACAGGCCUGCCAGCAUCACCAAGUUGUUGUAAUUUUAACAUGUUUUUCCAGUGCUGAGUCCCCAGCCUAGGUGGAUGCAGCUUUUGAAUGCCAGAAUUCUCUGGGCUCCCUCGAGCUGUCACAGCUUAUAAGAAGUCUCAUUUUCAUCUCCUGUUACAAGCUUUCUAUGCUCCUUUCUCCAACCACACCUCCCCUAUUUUAUUCCAUUAUUAGAAAAAUCACUGUCCACGAAGAGAUGCAAAGGAUUCUGCUUAGAUAUUUCUUCUCCUAAUAAUGUUUAUAGUGCCCUAUACUCCAGUGGGAGGUUUUUUUUAUUAUAAUAGUUUCCACAUUAUUUAUUCUGUUCUAUAAUAGGACUGUUUGUCCUUGGUUGUGUCUAGCUCUCUCAUCGAUGAAGCUUGCCUUUGGUUUAUUAUUAGAACGCUGCAUCCAUGCCCAGUGAUUACAACUGGUUUCUUUCUGAACAGUGUGAUAUGCACCUUGUUCAGCCAGAGCAGGAGUGAGAAGAUACGGUUGUUAUAAGGUGAUUUUCCAUCUCCCGUGAUGGCAGGAGAAGAAAGCACCAUCCUCUUAGAAGCACUGGAAGGUCUCACACUCGAAGACUUCCAAGAGUUCAAGAAGAAGCUGCCACACACUGAUAUCAAAGGAGGCUGGAACAUCGGCAGGGAUGAGCUGGAGAAGGUCACCCAUCCUUCCUCACUCAUCAGUUAUAUGGGCGACAGCUAUGGGGAAGGUGCUGCUAUGGACAUUGCCAUCAGUCUGUUUGAGGAGAUGAACCAGAGGGACCUUGCUGAAAAAAUCCUUGAUGAGAAGGUGAAAGAGUAUAAGCAGAAAUACACAGAGCACGUGGCCAGAGAGUUCCUGCAGUACAAAGAGGCGAAUUCCUGCCUAGGGGAGAACCUGUCUGUGCGCGACCGCUACACCAACCUGACCAUAGCCAGGAAGUCUUGGGAUCAGCACGGAGAUGAGCCUGGAGAUGUCAGCUCUGACACUGUCACCACACAAACACUCUUUGAACCCAGCAAAGAUGGCCAGGUGCCUCUGAUCACGGUGCUGGUGGGUGCCUCUGGCAUGGGGAAGACGAUGACGAUCAGGAAGGUGAUGAUGGAGUGGGUGGAAGGGACCCUCUGCACACAGUUUGACUAUGUCUUCUGCAUAGACUGCAAGGAGCUUUCCUUUUCCAAAGAAGUGAGCAUGGUGGACCUGAUUUCAAAAUGCUGCCCUCAACAGCGAAUGCCGGCUGGAAGGAUUUUGGGUAACCCGGAGAAGAUCCUGUUCAUCUUUGAUAGCUUUGAGGCCCUGGGAUUGCCCUUGGCUCAGCCGAAGGACGAGCUGAGCACUGACCCCACGGAAGCCAAACCACUGGAAACCACCCUGCUGAGCUUGCUCAGGAGAACAGUCCUCCCUGAGUCCUCUGUGCUCAUUGCCACGAGACCAGCAGCUCUCCAGAGCCUGGGGCAGUGCCUGGAGGGCAAGCAUUAUGUGGAAAUCCUGGGGUUUUCACCAGCUGCAAGGGAGGAGUAUUUCCACAGGUAUUUUGGGAAUGACAAUAAAGCAGAUGUGGCCUUCAGGUUUACCAGGGGAAAUGAGGUCCUCUACAGCUUGUGUGUCAUCCCCGUCAUGAGCUGGACUGUCUGCACCGUCCUUGAGCGAGAGCUGUACGAGAGGAAUCAGCUCCUUGCGUGCUCUAAGACCACCACACAGAUGAUCAUGUUCUACCUCUCCUGGUUAAUGAAGCAUAGAGUCAGCAAUGCCUGGCAGAACCUGCAGCAGUUCCUGCACAAGCUUUGCUCCUUGGCUGCUGACGGCAUCUGGAAGCACAAGGUCCUCUUUGAGGAGAAGGAAAUUGAGGACCAAGGCCUGAAUCAGCCACAGCUCCUCUCCCUCUUCCUCAAUGAGAAAGGUUUGGAGAAAGGCACAGACCAUGUGAAUGUCUACAGCUUCAGCCACCUGCACCUCCAGGAGCUCUUCGCAGCGAUGUUUUACGUCCUGGAGGACCAGGACGGAAUGGUCAGUGACUCACGGAUCCUUGCAAAGGACGUGAAUAUGUUGUUAGAAAGCUACCACACAUCUAGGAUGGAUUUAAACGUCACAGUGAGGCUCCUGUUUGGUCUGGUGAACCCCAAGUCAGUAGAGUACGCGGGUGAAGGAAUCGGGUGCAGAAUUUCAUUGCAACCUCGGGAAGAUCUGCUGAGGUGGCUUCAGACACGGCCCAGAGGCACUUCCCAUCCCCGCGAAGUGAUGAAGAUUGAGGAUUUGGACACCUUCCACCUUUUAUUCGAGACAAACGAAAAAAGCUUUGUGCAGAGCGUGUUGGGCAGUUUCACAGGAAUAGCCUUGCAGGACGUCAAGCUGACACUGUAUGACCAGGCGGCUCUUUGCUUCUGCAUCAAGCAGUGGGCCGGGCUGCUCAGUGUCACCCUCCGGAGCUGCUCUUUCCACCAGCAGCAUCACAGGCAGGAGCCAGCCAAGGGCUUGCCCCGGCAGAGCUGGCAGCAGGAGGAGCUGCACUCACCUCUGCACCCGCUGUGCCAGGCCCUGGGGCACCCAGGCAGCUCACUCCAGAGCCUCAGGUAUGGCCCUGCCCCGGUGUGCACCUCCACAGGGUGGGUGGCUGCACUCCCCGCGUGCUGCAGGGCAGUGGGGCAAAGCGUGCCUCUCUCCUGCAGGCUGCAGUGGUGCGGGCUGACGGAGGGUGACAGCGGGGCGCUGGGGACGCUGCUGGCCACGCUCCCCAGCCUGGUCCACUUGGAGCUGGGCGACGGAGCGCUGGGUGAUGAUGGUGUGAGGAUGCUCUGUGCCGGGCUGCGCCAACCCGGCUGCCAGCUGCGUGUCCUGCGGCUGCGGUACACCCACCUCACCAGUGCCUGCUGCCAGGACCUCGCCGUGGCACUGGGCACCAGCACGUGCCUGGAGGAGCUGGACCUGUCCUUCAGCGCCGGGCUGCGGGAUGACGGCGUGAAGCUGCUGUGUGAGGGGCUCCAGCACAGCGGCUGCCAACUGCGGGCGCUGCGGCUGGGGAGCUGCAGCCUGACCGGCGCCUGCUGCCAGGCCCUGGUGGCAUGGCUCAGGCACAGCCACGGCCUGAAGUGCCUGGACCUGAGUGACACCGAGCUGGGAGCUGGAGCCACGCUGCUGCUGCAGCAUCUCCGCCAUCACAGCUGCACGCUGCAGACGCUGGGGCUGAGCACUUCUACACUGAGCAAGGAUGCGCUGCAGGAGCUGGCUGCCCUGCGGGCGCUGAAGCCCAGCUUGAAGAUCACAGACCUACUGGAACACGAGGCCCCAGAGACGGGUGCCAUGGCACGACUGACCUUCCAGCGCAGCGUCUGGGCAGGCAGGGGGGCAGCUGUUCGGGGGCGAAAGGGGCUCCCCUCCUCUCGGGCAGCCCCUCCCCACAGCAGGAGCCUGUGCUAGCUGGGCCGUGCCCUGCUCUUCCUGCUGGUAACAUUCCCCCCGGUGCCGAAGGAAGGCCAGCAAGUUUCCAAGCAGUUUGAGGGCUUGAAUAAAAAAGGGACGUUCACACUGAA
This is a messenger RNA of Gallus gallus (chicken), 7300 nucleotides long. It is a transcript of the gene NLRP3, whose product is annotated as NLR family pyrin domain containing 3. The transcript has 10 exons. Gene Ontology annotation, cellular component: cytoplasm. Gene Ontology annotation, molecular function: protein binding. Bases 4314 to 7187 code for a protein of 957 amino acids. Lineage: Eukaryota; Metazoa; Chordata; Aves; Galliformes; Phasianidae. The record is from RefSeq and is a predicted model, not a curated record.